Messenger RNA from Aethalodelphis obliquidens (Pacific white-sided dolphin), 7717 nucleotides. It is a transcript of the gene PLEKHG2, whose product is annotated as pleckstrin homology and RhoGEF domain containing G2. Bases 898 to 4722 code for a protein of 1274 amino acids. The transcript is spliced from 20 exons. Gene Ontology annotation, molecular function: small GTPase binding; guanyl-nucleotide exchange factor activity. The record is from RefSeq and is a predicted model, not a curated record. Gene Ontology annotation, biological process: regulation of actin filament polymerization. Lineage: Eukaryota; Metazoa; Chordata; Mammalia; Artiodactyla; Delphinidae.
GGGAACAGGAUAUGAGCCCGGGCGGCUGGGGGGAGGGGAAGCCCCAGGCGACCGCCCCCCGCCCCACUGCUGGGACCGGGCUCUCCAGCCACAGAUGUAUGUGGCGCCGCCGCCGCCGCCAGAGCCGGCGCCACCCAUCCCGGAGCCUGAGGGGUCCACAGUCGCAGACUCCAGCCUCCCGAAACUGCACCGCGUCCUGAGGGACCCCGAAGCCCGGGCCCCAGCGUCCAGGCUAGAGGACCCCAGAUAUCCAGGUGCCCAGCGCCCCCUCCUGGAGGAGCUAGGAGUCCGGGACAUAAGCGCCGCGCGACCCUGGAGGCCGAGCUUCCUGCACCCGGUUUCCAAGAAUUUAGGAUCCCAGACCGGAGAUUCCCUCCAGAGUUUCCCAGAAAGCUGAGCCCAGGACUCCCCGGGUUUGAGGAACUUGGGAUACGGACUCCUAGCGCCCCAUCCAGCCCGUUUGGGGUUGAAGCGCCAACUACUUCAAGAGGACCCUGGAAUUUGGGGCUCCCUGCGCUCCCUCCUGGGGUUGGUUUAAUCCCUGCUCUUAGAGUUAGGGGAACUCAGGAAUCCGGCCCCCCCACCCCACGGCCCCAUCUAGAAGACUCAGGAAUUUGGGUUCCCAGCACCCCCAUCUGAGACUCAAGAAUCGACGCCCCCAGCAUCUUCCAUUUAGAGGACCAAAGAAAUUUGGACCACUGCACCCCAUCCUCCGAGAGACCCCGGAUUCUGGCUCACGGAUCCUGAGAGCCCGAAGUUCAAACCCCUGACUUGCAGAGAGACCCAGGAGUCCCGGCUCUGCGCCUCCCCGGGGACCGUGCUAGGGUCGAAUAGGAACUGGGCUGCCUCGGUUCGGGGCUGGAGACUCCCCGGGAGAAGCCGCUGAGCCACUCAGCCAUGCCCGAAGGAGCCCGUGGACUGGGCCUGUCCAAACCCAGCCCUAGCCUCGGCCGCAGAGGUGAAGUGUGUGACUGUGCGGCUGUGUGUGAGACUCGGACAGCAGCCCCUGCAACCCCCGCCAUGGCCUCCCCCCGAGGUUCUGGGAGCUCCACAUCCCUGAGCACAGUGGGCUCAGAGGGGGACCCGGCUCCGGGGCCCACCCCAGCCUGCUUGGCCUCCAGGCCAGAGCCCCUUCCGGGGCCCCCCAUCCGCCUGCAUCUGUCGCCCGUGGGGACCCCAGCUUCGGCGAAACCCUCGAGGCUGGAGCGUGUGGCCCGUGAGAUCGUGGAGACGGAGCGGGCCUAUGUCCGGGACCUCCGCAGCAUCGUGGAGGACUACUUGGGCCCUCUGCUGGACGGCGGGGUUCUGGGGCUGAGCACGGAGCAGGUGGGCACGCUGUUUGCCAACAUUGAGGACAUCUACGAGUUCAGCAGCGAGCUCCUGGAGGACCUGGAGGGCAGCAGCAGUGCCGGGGGCAUCGCCGAGUGCUUCGUGCAGAGGAGCGAGGAUUUUGACAUCUACACGUUGUACUGCAUGAACUACCCGAGCUCCCUGGCCCUGCUCCGGGAGCUGUCAGUGUCUCCGCCAGCAGCCCUGUGGCUGCAGGAGCGCCAGGCCCAGCUCCACCACUCACUGCCCCUGCAGAGCUUCCUGCUGAAGCCUGUUCAGCGCAUCCUCAAGUACCAUCUGCUGCUGCAGGAGCUAGGCAAGCACUGGGUGGAGGGCCCAGACGCCGGGGGCCGCGAGUUGGUGGAGGAGGCUAUCGUGUCCAUGACAGCGGUCGCCUGGUACAUCAAUGACAUGAAACGCAAGCAGGAGCACGCUGCGCGCCUCCAGGAGGUGCAGCGGCGGCUGGGUGGCUGGACCGGUCCGGAGCUCAGUGCUUUUGGCGAGCUGGUGCUGGAGGGCGCAUUCCGAGGUGGUGGAGGGGGCGGCCCCCGACUUCGAGGGGGUGAACGGCUGCUCUUUCUAUUCUCACGGAUGCUGCUCGUGGCCAAGCGCCGGGGACCAGAAUACACAUACAAGGGCCACAUCUUCUGUUGCAACCUGAGUGUGACUGAGAGCCCUCGAGACCCUCUAGGGUUCAAGGUGUCUGAUCUGACCAUUCCCAAGCACAGACACCUGCUCCAGGCCAAGAACCAAGAAGAGAAGAGGCUGUGGAUUCACUGUCUCCAGCGCCUCUUCUUUGAGAAUCACCCCGCCUCCAUCCCUGCCAAGGCAAAACAAGUUCUCCUUGAAAACAGCCUGCACUGUGCUCCUAAAAGUAAGUCUAUCCCAGAGCCCCUGACACCUCCACUUGGGUCUCCCCGACCUCGAGAUGCUAGAAGUUUCACCCCUGGACGAAGGAACACAGCUCCAUCUCCAGGACCCGCCACUACCCGCCGUGGCCGCAGACAGUCUGAGCCCCUGAAGGACCCUUACGUCAUGUUUCCACAGAACGCUAAGCCUAGACUCAAGCACACUGGCAGUGAGGGGGAGCUCUACCCGCCCUUAGAGCCUCUGCCACCAGUUCCAGCUUCUGAACCCCCUGAGGACCUGGAGGACACUGGGCCCCCCACGCUGGACCCCUCUGGGACCUCAAUCACUGAAGAAAUCCUGGAGCUGCUAAACCAAAGAGGCCUCCGGGAUCCAGGGGUGAGCCCCCAUGACAUUCCCAAGUUCCCCGGAGAUUCCCAGGUGCCAGGCGACAGUGACACCCUCGCAUUCCAAGCCCUGCCCAGCCGGGACUCUUCAGAAGAGGAGGAGGAAGAAGAGCUGGAUACGGAUGAACGGGGCCCUUCCCCACUCCACGUCCUAGAGGGGCUUGAAAGUUCCAUUGCGGCUGAAAUUCCUGACAUUCCCAGCCUUUCCAAAAGUCCUGAUGUACCCAACCUCCCUGAAAUUCCCAGCCUUUCUGAAAUUCCCCAAAUGCCCCGCCUUCCCAGUCUCUCUGACAUUUCCAGUGUUUUUGAAAUGCCCUGCCUUCCAGCCAUACCCAGUGUCCCCGACAUUCCUAGUCUCUCCAACGCUCCCACCCUCCCCUGUGACUCCUGGCUCCAGAGACCUCUGCAGGAGCCGGAUGAGGAUCUAGCCACCAGGAGAGAGCUCUUCCCUGGAAGCAGUUCUGGAAAACUGGGAGAGCCCUCCUCAGAAAGCAGGGCAGGCCAAGAGGAGGGUGAAGGAGUAUCAUACCCAGCUUUCCAGCCCCGGGAUGUCACCCAAGGUCAGGAAUUCCCAGAUGAGCUGGAGUUCCGCCCUUGCUCAGAAAUCCGGAGUGCCUGGCGGGCACUGGAGCAGGGGCAGCCGGCCCGGCCAGGUUUCCCAGAGCCGCUGCUGAUCCUGGAGGAUUCAGAUCUAAGUGGAGGCAGCGGAAGCGGGAAGGCAGGAGCCCCAACUUCGGAGAGGUCAGCGUCCCGAGUGCGAGAGUUGGCCCGGCUUUACAGCGAGCGGAUCCAGCAGAUGCAGCGGGCUGAGACCCGGGCAUCAGCCAACGCCCCCCGCCGCCGGCCACGGGCUCUGGCCCAGCCGCAGCUGUUGCCCUGCCUGCCCCGUGAGCAGGCUGAGCCAGGGCCCCUGCCUGCCUUUGGACAUGUGCUCGUAUGUGAGCUGGCCUUCUCGCUGACCUGCGCCCAGGAAUCUGUCCCCCUAAGCCCUGCUGCCCAGGUUCAAGCUGCCACAGCUGUGACUAAGCAGCGAGGCUGCCUGGACGGCCAGCGUCUAAAUGUUUCAAGUUUGCCUGAGCAACACCAUCUGGGCAUCCAGGUUCCAGCUGCUACCCCUCUGCCUGAGCAAAGAGGCCUCUGGAAUAUCCGGAUUCCAGCCACCACACCUUUGCCCAAGCAGGAAGACCCCCCCAACGGCCAGAUGCCAGCUAUUACAACUUUGCCGGAUCAAGAAGGCCACCCGGAAAUCCAAGUUCCAGCUGCCACUCCUUUGCCGGAGCAUAGAGGCCACGUGGAUAUACCGGUUCCAUCUACCACCUCUUUUCCUGAGCAAGGAUGCCACGUGGACAUCCAAGUUCCAAUCACCCCAGCUUUGCCUAAGCGGGGAAGUUGCUCUGAUGUCAUGGCUUUAGCCGCCACUCCUACGCCCAAGCGAGAAGGCCACCUGGACAGCCAGAGCUCAACCAACACCCCGUUAACUAAGCACGGAGAUUCUAGGGCUGUUCAGUCCCCAGCCACUGCCUGUGGCCAAGCCGUCGAUCCUUUGCUUAUACACAGAAGCAGCCUAGACCCUCAGAUCCCAGCUGACACCCCAGUGCCCUUGCAACACGACCUCCCUGACAUUCAGGUUCCGGGUACCUCACCUUUGCCUGCACAUGGAGGCCACCUAGACCAUCAGACCCCAGCCAACACUCUGCCGUCCUUGCCCCGGGACCUCCCACACUUUCAGGUUCCAGCUGCCGUACCUUCCCCGCAGCCACAAGGCCUCACGGACACCCAGGUCCAAGCCCUCCCACCUUUGCCCCAGCAGGGAGGCCUCCCGGACAUCCAGGGUCCAGCUGCUGCGCCUCUGCUUGAGGAGCAAAGCCUCACAGACCUCCAGGGUCAGAAACUGACACCUUUGUUGGAGCAGAAGAGCCUCACCAACGACCAUGUUCCAGCUGCCCCACCUUUGCCUGAGCAAGGGGGCCCUCGGGACAUUCAGGGCCUGUUACCCACCCGAGUCCAGACCACGGUGGUUUUGUCUAAACAAGGAGGCCACGCGGUCUCUCACGUUGCCAGGAAUCAGUGGGCCUUCGCAGAGCCCAGGGGGCUCCCGACGCCCCUUUCCACAUGUGAGCCAGGAUGUCGCGCUUCUUGAAAAGCAGAGACUUCAGCCAGAUGCCACAGACCCUCAGAAGUCACCCGGAAGUCCAGACGCUGAACACAGGUCUAAAAAUUGCCACAGCUUUCCAACACCUGGCGUCUUUGGCACAUGGGCCUUAUUACUUAACCUGGAUUAACCCAACAGGGAUGGGGAAGGGGAUGUCAUUAAUAUUUUGUUAAUAUUAUGAAAUUAUGUAUCUUUCCCAUUCUGGGGGCCGUGGGGGAUGACAGAAGACGACAAUGAAUGGGAAGGUCUGAUACAGCACAAAUCAGUCGUUCUGAAAAUUUGGGGAAUCUCAAACUCCUUUGAGAAUUACUGAAGACUGGACCCAUUACAGUUUGGUGUGUGAUUCUAGAGGGUUUAUGAACUGCUUGAUGCCUAUCUAGGAAGGCCAAGUUAAGAAGCUUUCUCCCAAGCAGAUCCCUCAAAAUUCAUUCCCUUAGCAGUUUAUCCAGUUGAUGUGUCCCACCAUCAUCUAUUCCUCUCAUCUACUUAGCCAAUUCUAUCCACCCAGCUAUCUCUCCGUCAUCUCCCUCUGUCCAUCCGUCUUCCAAACCAUCAUCCCACCCAUAUGUCUUGCUUUAUUCAACUUUCUCUACCCUAUUCAUCCAUCAUCCUACCCCACCCCCCAUCUAGCACCCGUUCCUCCGUCAAUCCACUCAUCUAUUAUCCCACGUGUCCAUCUUCUCCAACCAACUCUCUCCAUUCAUCCAUUUGUCCCUCCAUAUUCCCAUCUAUGUCCAUUCAUUCGUACAUCUCAUCACUCAACCAUCUCGUAAUCCAUCGAGCCAACCGUCCAUUUAACCAUCUCUGCCACCAUCCAUCCAACCAUUUUAAUCUCUUUACAUCCAUCCCUCCUUAAUUGGAUUCUUCUGGGUCUUGGUACUACAAAAUUUCGGAGACAAGUUCCCCGCUAAUGCCAAAAUGGAUCAGGUUUGGGGUUCUGGCAGAAGGGUCCCACAUCUGCCUUAUUUCUCUUGGCAACCACUCUCCACCCUCCUAAGUAUUCCAGUUCUCGUACCCACCCAUCGAAUUCUUCUAUCAGAUCUCUUUACUCCCUCUCUCUAGUUGGGGGCCUCUACAGUGCCUCAAUAUGCCCCCACACCCCAAAGUAAUUCAGGUCUUAGGGACAAAGGCUUUUAUAUUAACAUCGUUCUGUCCUCCUCCCAGCAGUGGUAUGCCCAGUGAGAAGCACAAUUUAAGCAGUUUCUUUGGUCAUAUUAGCUGCUUUUAUUGAACACUUAACCUCUUGUGCUUUAGUGCAUCAUCUGUUUAGUCUUCCCUGGAAUUCUCUGAGACACCACAGCAUCAUGGCUGAGUUGAAGUCCCAGCUUUUCUAGUACUUGGUGUGUUAACUUCCCUCCGAGCCUCGGUUUCCUCAUCUGCACAAUGAGGACAGCAAUACCUGCCUCGCAGGAUCAUCGGAAAGUUUCAGUGAGCGUAUCCUUACUUCCCAAAUGUAUUUAAGCCUGACUCACCGAGGCAGUGUUCAAAUCAGAUGCCCCAGGAUCUAGUCCCAACCCAUGGAAUGAGAACCUCCAAGGCAGGAGCCUAAGAGUCUGGUUUUAACAAUCAAUUAACGGCAACAACAAAAAAUGCUGUUAUUGAGUACUAACUGCAUACCACAGGCAUUAGUCACUUUAUUUGAACUCGUUCACUCUGAGUCCUCACAACAUCCCUAAAAGGCAAGUGAGGAUGAUUCUUACCCCCCACUUUAGAGAUGAGGAAACUGAGGCACAUAGAGGAUAAGGGACUUGCCCAAACAAGUGGGAAGGAGCAGAGCUGGGACUCAUCCACACUGCCAAGCCCGUCGGCACUUUUACUUGAGUGUGUCAGGCGCUGUUCUUGUCACUGGGGGCACAACAGGGAAUAAUUCCUUGCCCACAAGGGGCUUGCAGCCUGGUGCUCCAAAGGCCCUAGGUAAUUGGUCAUUAGCUGGGUAAAGUGAGUAAGUCCUGGCUCAGUAAGCGUCAGCUGCUGGCUUCUAUUCAGUUAUUGAGUGGUUACCAUGCCAUACACCAGAGCCUAGGCUGAGUCGGCUUCUUGGCCUGGACCUGCUCCGCUGCAGCCUCCCGACAAAGGUCAGGGCUGAGGCUGGCCCUCCCCUCUUCCGCCCCCGGCUGCACAUUCCCAGCUGAAAGAAAGUUCCCAGCCUGGCCUGGGCUCCCAGCGGUGCCGGAAUUCCUGGUAUUUGAGGAGGCAGCAGGGAGGAAGGAGGCCAUCUACUCCAAGGCUUGGAGUGAGGAAGGAGAGGCAAGCCCCCUCAGCCACUCCAGAUGCAUCCCAGCUGUGCCUCUGGGAGGGGGCUAAGAGUCUCAGUAAGGGGGUCUCCGGACCCCGUGCGAAAACCCUGGGCACUAGGCCUGCCUCGGGCCCUCCUACUCCCUGCCCCUGAAUUCCAUUCCUCCUGCCUGCCUGACUUCUACCUCUGCUUCAUAACCCCAGCUCCAACGCCUCCUCAGGAAUACCUUUCUUGCUGGUCUACUACAGCCUGCCUUUUGUAAACUGUCUUUAGAGCUGCAAUUAAGACAGGCUUGAAAAGGGAAAGGGCAGCUGUCCACUGCCUUCUUUGGGACACUGCUGCCCUCCUUGGGAUGUUUAGGUUAAUGCCAGCCAAACCCAGUUAACCCGAGCUAACUCCAGCUCCAGUGCAAAACUUGGUAAGUUAUUUAGCCACUAGGCUAACUUUCUCACCAGCUAACACGAAGACACCUGCCUGUCGCCAACCUCACAGGGAUGUUGUAAACACUUAGCCUGGCAACCAGAUGGAGCUCAAUCAACCCCAUUCUCCAUCUGUAAGAAGCACUUUGUAUGUUUUCUCUGUACACCAGUGCUGUCCCACAGAAUUUUCCUGUGACAAUGUUCUCAUCAGUGCAGCCCAGCUUGGCGGCCACAUGUGGCUACGGUUUUGGUAGGGCAGACAUACAAAAAGGGCAACUAGUCAGUAAAUCCCAAGGUCCUUCUUUUAUAAAGAAAAUUUGUGAAACUC